AUGACAGAUACCUCCUCGACUGCUCACGCACAUUCAACGGCGAAUCCGUUUCCGUUUCCGGCCACCACCUCCCCCUUGCCCUCCCCGGUCGCCAACGGAACUGGUUCGACCCACGAAGCCGAAGAAGAUGAGCCCUACACCAUCAAGUGCAUCUGCUCCUUUGAGGACGACGACGGCAGCACCGUCCUGUGCGAACGCUGCGAUACCUGGCAACACAUCGCCUGCUACUACAUCGACAAGAAGAAUGUGCCAGACAUCCACAACUGCGUCGACUGCGAGCCCAGGCACCUCGACGGCAAGCGGGCCACCGAGCGCCAGCGCAAGCUGCGGGAGCAGAACGACUCCAACAGCAAUGCCACCGAUGAACAGAGGAAAAGUCGUCGUUCCGGCUCCAAGAGCCAGAAGAAAAAGCCAAAGGAUAUCGGCUCACCCUCUGGCGUCGGUGGCGACCAGCGUAACGGAUGGUCUUCGCACGAACGAGCCGGCUCCACGGCUUCGAAAGAGAACGGUCACCAUCACCACCAAGGCCAACAACUCCAACAGACAAAGAAGCAACGAGGAGCCCACCGCUCUUCUAACUCUAUAAGCUCUGUCGGUGGUGGUGACUCUCGUAAGCGUGGAAACAACAUCAACGGCAAGUCUCCAGGCUCUUCUUUCCCCCAGAUUCCGCUUUACUCUCCCGAGUUUCUUCAUCUCUACGACAACGACAAUGCCAGCCUCGACAUGCAAGGGAACCUUUUCCGUACCAUCGGUCUCACCAACGACCUGGCUUCGUGGGUAAAGGACCCUCUUGCGCUUGCUCAGGUUGCAAACGGUCGUAGCGCCAAAGAAGUCUUCAAUCACACCGAUCAGCCGCUCGAUCCUUCAACCUGGCCACCUCUCACAAAGCAGACCAUUGUCGACAAUCAUGUCGAAAUCGACGGCAGGCACCCAACCUGGCAGUGUCUCAAGGUACAGAGCAACGUGCGCAAGGACGAGAUCGUAGGCGAGGUCAGAGGUAAAGUUGGCCACUUCAGAGACUACUGUCAUGACCCGGACAGUAGGUGGCAGGAACUUCGCCACCCUGAGCCGUUCGUCUUUUUCCACCCUCAGCUACCAAUAUACAUCGACAGCAGGGAAGAAGGCACUGUGCUCCGGUACAUCCGCCGGUCUUGUCGUCCAAACGUCACAAUGCGAACGUACAUCACAAACCAGGUAGAGUACCAUUUCUGCUUCGUCGCAAACCAGGAUAUCCCCAUGGACACCGAGAUAUCGACCACCUGGUAUCUCGAUCCCAAGAUGUUUCCCUCCAACGGCCUGGUCAAGGAAGAAGGGUUGCCGGAUGGGUCACCAGACGCGGCUGCCAUCUCAAUAAGUAACGUUCUUGCCCAUUUUGGUGGCUGUGCCUGUGAUGAUUCAGUAAAACCAUGUCUCCUGGCAAAUAUUGACUGCCGCAUGAAGCCAAAGUCGCUGCUGGAGUCCAACACUAAGCAGGCGAACGGACGCAGGAAGAAGGCCAAGACAAAAACUGCUGCUUCACCUGAUAGCUCGGGAUACGUUGCCGCCCACAGUCGGUCAGGCAGCGAGAUCGUUCGCAAAGAAGAUGAUGAUGACCAUGCUGAUGCACGAUCAACGUCUGGCUCCCUCAAGGAUCACCAUUUCAACAGAGAUCUAACUCCUGGUGCUCUUGGACGCGAUAACGGGGAGUUGUCGGCUCGUGAGAAGCGGAAGAUAGCGGCUGCAGAGAAGAAGUUUGAGCAACUCGAACAUGAUCAGCAACAUCCCAAGAAGAAGAAACGGGUUCAUCCUCCGCGUGGUCAGAGCCCUAAUCUAUCGAAGUCAGCGAAGCCUCCGCACCUUGACAUACCCAACUCGCGCAGGUCAUCUCACUCGCCAGCCAAGAUGUCUCCUGAGUCUGCGUCUCAACGUCGAGAUGGCCAUUUCACUCCUCCGAAGACAUCUGCCGCUAGCACACCUCGUGUAGUGUCGCCGUUGAGCAGACCAGUCUACAUUGACCGUUCUAUCCAGACUGAUCCUGAUGAGAAUGACCCUCAAUAUGUUCCACCAAAACCGUUCCCUGCUCCACGGUUCAUGACUCUUUCGCAACGACUGCUGCGACGAUGUCUCGAAGAUCGCAUAAAGAUGGAAGAAGAUGGCCGGUUAGACAGUAUACCCAGUCUAGAUUCUUCAGAAACCGCCAGUGCGGGCACCAUGCUCCCUCCGUCAACGCCAGUGAACUCAAGGCUAGCCCCUUCACCAAAGCAUGCAUCGGACAUUGAGAUGAAGGACGCGGACUCUUCGAUGACACCUCCCAAUGCUACGGUCAGCUCGGCCAGUCCUACAACUACCUCCUCCGUUUCGCUGUCCUCGCCACCUCCUUGCCCUCUCUUCCACCUCCCUUCGACAGUCGCACACAACUUGCCUACUCCUCGCAAGAUUCCAGGGAAGCCGGAUAUGCGAAUACCCCUUCCUCCGCAACUCCCUCCUCCAACUGACAGUGUGGGUUCGCCGGACUCAGCAUCCAAGCCCGCUCCUCCCAUUGCCGUCACAAAACCUUCUCAGUCGUCCAAGUUGGAGACCACCAGUCCCGGCCAACCUGCGGCUGCUACUCCUACUCUAACGCCCACAUCAAGUCUCACAGCUCCAAGCCCCGUGAAGAAAAAACUGAGUUUGAAUGACUACAUGAGUCGCCGCGGGACCCUGACAACCCCAACCACAGAAAAGGCUCCCAACCCAUUUCUGCCCAACAGUACAAGUCCCGCGGCUUCAACGGGUAGUGCAGAUCCAAGUCCCACAACACAGUUACCCUUCACCAAGUUUGCGGAGACCCAGACUCAGACAAAUGGCGUUGGUCAGAAUCCACCCGCUUCAACGGACAUUAUAAUGAAGGACUCUCCGCAAUCCCCUUCAACCCUGUUUCCACCAUCUCAUACCGACUCUCCCUCCACAAGCAACGGCGCAAAGUCAAAUGCCAUCCAGGAUCUGAGUUCCCGAGAUCCACGACUCCUUGAUCGUGGUUAA
Trichophyton verrucosum HKI 0517 is the source of this 3000-nucleotide messenger RNA. Its product is annotated as PHD finger and SET domain protein, putative. NCBI's taxonomy places the organism in Eukaryota, Fungi, Ascomycota, Eurotiomycetes, Onygenales, Arthrodermataceae. The transcript has 2 exons. Gene Ontology annotation, molecular function: protein binding. The record is from RefSeq and is a predicted model, not a curated record. The coding region runs from base 1 to 3000 and encodes 999 amino acids.